This is a messenger RNA of Lytechinus variegatus (green sea urchin), 1128 nucleotides long. RefSeq lists its product as uncharacterized. The transcript has 3 exons. Lineage: Eukaryota; Metazoa; Echinodermata; Echinoidea; Temnopleuroida; Toxopneustidae. The record is from RefSeq and is a predicted model, not a curated record. The coding region runs from base 159 to 515 and encodes 118 amino acids.
CGGGAAUUUCGAAUUGGAGAGAGCGAUUGUAUUUUGCCAAUAGUGUGUGCAAACCAAAGAUGUCCGAAUGGCGUGAAUGUUGAUAGAAGGAUAUCACUGACGACUUCAUGAUUUAAACAGCGGAUUUCAGACAGAUUUCUUUCGUGAUAUCACUUCGUAUGAGAAACGAAAUGAUGGGAACUACAACAAGUCAUUUGGUGAUCAUUAACGCCUUAAUUAAACUGGUGUCAACCAAGAUGGAUAAAAACAUCCUGAGUCACAAUUGGAAAUGGAUCCAACGUAGGCUCGAGUACACAUCACCAUCUAUGUGGCCUGGUCAGAUCAGCGAGGAAUGGAACAGGUUUUCAUCAGGAGUUGAUGGCGGGUCAAGUGGACAGGAUAAUCUUGCUUGGACAGCAUCUGCAGAUCUGCAUGUAAUUAUAUCUUACGCACAAGAAUCAACCCGGUGUCGACCAAAACUUGGUGGUCCGCGAUUGGUAACCACCUCAUGCAUCAUCAUGAGACGAGUAACAUGAGUAAGGUGAAUAGAAGAAAGUUGCUUGGAAGUCAUCCGCGUGUGAUUAUCUUACAACGGGAUGUUGUCCGACAUCAUCGUUGACCGUCCAAUUCGAUUCGCCAACUUGAGAAGGACCCACGUCCCUGUGAAGGAUGUGGAUGCAUGGAGUGCGGUCGACGAAUCGGCGACGAACAUACCAACCUGAUAAAACGGUGUGAAAAAUCCAACUGAUGCAGUCUCAGCAUGGUUCUGGCCCGGGUGAGGGGUGCGUCAAAAGAAUCCAGAUGGUCUCCCGAUGGUCUCCUGCAUUUCUCCCUCCGGCCAGAGCAGGACUAUACGUUGCAUGACGGGAACGUUCCCGAUGAAUGCAUCCUACAUUGGCUAGUUUUUGCAAUCGAUACGGGAACGGAUUCUACAACUUUGACAGUCUAUUGAAAAUGCACGUCAAAUCGCAAUGAACAUCUGGGAGGUCUUUGUCGAAAAUCGGUGAACCGGGAAAGCUGAUCGUAUGAGUUUUGGAGCUGAAGAAAAAUGGCAAAUAAUGUCGUUUGUCCAGUGUCCAGGACAAAACUGAUAUUUCUAUUCACCUGUUUCCAAAAGACUGCUUUAUCGUGAAGGGCUUUUGACAAUAG